AUGUCACGAGCUGGAGACACUGGAGCUGGAGGCGCUGGAGCUGGAGGCCCUGGAGCUGGAGGCGCUGACGCUGGAGGUAUUGGAGCUAGAGGUGAUGGAGGUACUGGAGUUGCUAGUCCUGAAGGUACUGGUGCUAGAGGCGUUGUGGAGCCUCUCUCCCCACAGCAGCUGCGCGAGUGGUUUGCUCGGCGCACCCGCCUUCGGAGUCGCGCUGCUGGAGCUGGAGACAUUGCCGCGGGAGGCGUUGGAGCUGGAGGCGCUCGAGCUGGUGACGCAGGAGUUGGAGCCACUGGAGUUGGAGGCGCUGGCGCUGGAGGGACUGGCACUGGAGGUGCUGGAGCUGGAGGCACUGGAGCUGUAGGCACUGGAGCUGCGGGAGCUGGAGCUGGAGGCCCUGGCACUGGAGGCGGUGGCGCUGGAGGUGCUGGUACUAGAGGCGCUGGAGCUGGAGGCACUGGCGCUGGAGGCACCGGAGCUGGAGGUGCUGGAGCUGGGGGCCCUGUGCAACAGCGCCCGUUAUUCUUGCCGCCGCCACAGCUGUCCUCAGUACCGCCCGAGUCGGUGCUUCGUCAGGUUCUUAGUCUUCCUUCGUCCACUGCCCUUCCUCCAGACUCGCCACUGCCUGCCCCCCCUCCUUACACCGAGCAGCCGGUCUCCCUUACAGAGCGUCGUGAGCCUGCGUCUCGUCCUGCCUCCCCUGUUUGCACUCGUGUCCCUCUGCCGUCUCCUCUUGCGUCCUCUCUUCCUGACGUUCCGGACCCUGAGUCUGACCGUGUUCGUGCUGCCAGCCCCACUGUCACACGUCUCCUGGCUAUAGUCGUCACAGACUCGUCGUUUGAGUCUACUGCUGCGUCUGCCUUAGUUGCUAAGCUUGUGGACUUUGCUGCUGCGUGUCGUCUAGACUACGCCGCCAGUCUUGUUGGUGAGUCUGAGUCUGUCUGUCCUCCGUCAGUCGGGGGUGAGUGUGCUCUUGGCAUGGACGUCCGAGAGGACAGGCAGGAGGACUUUGAGUGUCUUGCGGCUGCUGUACCUCAUCUCGUGGCCAUGCUGCUUGCACCUGAGGGAGACCCGGAUGCACUGGACAUCCCAACCUUGCGCUUUUACGCAGAGGCGAUCACGGUUCCCCCUCCUGGGGUGAACAUAGUCGAUGGCAUGUGGAUUUUCAAGGUGAAGCGGCCGCCUGGUUCUCCGCCUGUCUUCAAGGCUCGUUACGUUGCACGAGGCUUUAAGCACGUUGCCGCUCAGCGUGACUACGAGCUUCACUCUCUUGACUUCAGCACAACCUUCUUACAGGGCAGCCUGCACGAGGAGAUCUGGCUGCGCCGCCCACCUGGCUUUACUGGGUCGUUUCCUGCGAGUACCCAGUGGAGCCUCCGGCGGCCAGUCUACGGUCUCCGCCAGGCGCCUCGUGAGUGGCACGACACACUGAGGACGGCACUUGCGGCUCUUGGGUUUGCUCCUUCGAUUGCUGACCCGUCGCUGUUUCUGCGCACUGACAUUUCGCUGCCGCUGUUCAACAUCCUCGUGUACGUUGAGGACUUGGUUUUUGCCACUGUUGACACUGAGGCACUGGCCCUUGUGAAGUCGGAGCUGUAG
Messenger RNA from Closterium sp. Yama58-4, 1596 nucleotides. Lineage: Eukaryota; Viridiplantae; Streptophyta; Zygnematophyceae; Desmidiales; Closteriaceae. The record is from the annotation of a GenBank genome assembly.